AAUCCAUAUUCUCAACAGGGAGGUGCAGUGGGCGGCCAGGCUUUCUUUCAGGACGCCUCAAGCUUCAAGCAUCCCUUGAACUAUCAUCUAUAUGCCUCUGUCGGCCCCCGGCGAGAGAACCUCGCGACAUACCAGCGGAGUACAGCGGAUUUCUUCAUCCCCGACAAUCUCAGGGAAGAGCUCCAACGAGCAUCGGAGGCGACACUGCAGACGUUUGCGAACAGCACUUUGCCUCAUACGAUCGAGCACUUUCACUCUCUCGUUGCACUUGACACAAACAGCGCGAAAGGGCCAACUACCUUUGGCUAUCCGAGCUGGAUAUACAAAGCUACAUCCAGCAAAGACGGGCACACCUACGCACUCAGACGCAUCGAGGGUUUCAGACUGUCGAGCGAAGCUUCCAUUCGAACCGUCAAUUCUUGGAAGCGCAUCCACAACGCAAGUCUCGUGCAGAUUCAUGAUGCCUUCACAGGGAGAUGGUUUGGGGACAGCUCGCUGAUAAUUGUGACGGACUAUCAUCCUCGAUCGCAGACGCUGGCGGAGAAGCAUCUCGCAGCUGGCCGACAUCCGCACCGACCUGGUGGCCAGAUCACGCCGGAGAAUGAACUGUGGGGCUACAUUGUGCAGCUUUCGAGCGCUCUGAAGACCAUCCACGAAGGAGGUCUCGCAGCACAGACGGUUGUGGCCAGCAAAGUGCUCGUCACAUCCAAAAAUCGUCUGCGCAUCAACGGCUGUGGUAUUUUGGACAUCCUCCAGCAUGAACAAAAGCGACCACUGCACGAGCUGCAACGAGCAGAUCUACGGGAUCUGGGUCGUCUGAUACUGGGCAUCGCCACACGGAACAUGAGUGCGCAUCAAAAUCUGCCAAAGGCACUAGAGCUCGUCAGCCGUUCCUACAGCGAAAGACUCCGGUCAUGUAUCGCGUGGCUUCUGAAAACGACUGCACAUUCCACAGAGUACAACAUCAACUCUCUUCUCACUAGCAUCGCAGACAAAGUGGUCUCCACAUUGGACAGCGCUCUCCACCAAGAAGACGACAUCACGUCAAAUCUGAUGCAGGAGCUUGAGAACGGCCGCCUCGUGCGACUCCUCACGAAGCUGAAUGUGAUCCUGGAAAGACCGGACACUACAAGCACACCAACAGCGUCGUCAAACCCAGCACUUCUGAACCAGCCAUCAGCAGCAUGGUCAGAGACUGGGGAGCGCUACUAUUUGAAGCUCUUCCGAGAUUAUGUGUUCCAUCAGGUCGACCACGAAGGUCGUCCGGUCCUCGACUUGGGCCAUAUCAUCACCUGCCUGAACAAACUCGACGCUGGGAUCGACGAGAAGUUCCAGCUUGUAAGUCGCGACGAGCAGAGUAUCUUUAUUACGAGCUACAAGGAAGUCAAGAGGGGGUUUGAGGCGGCUUGGAGUGAGAUAAGUAAGGCGUCUAAUCCGGCGAGACGUUGA
Zymoseptoria tritici IPO323 is the source of this 1449-nucleotide messenger RNA. RefSeq lists its product as uncharacterized. The annotation marks the transcript as partial. Gene Ontology annotation, molecular function: poly(A) binding. Gene Ontology annotation, cellular component: PAN complex; P-body. Lineage: Eukaryota; Fungi; Ascomycota; Dothideomycetes; Mycosphaerellales; Mycosphaerellaceae. The record is from RefSeq and is a predicted model, not a curated record. The transcript is spliced from 2 exons. Gene Ontology annotation, biological process: mRNA processing; nuclear-transcribed mRNA poly(A) tail shortening.